CUACUGCGUUGCAAAUGAUAAAUGUUAUAACAUUCUUCUUAAGUGCAGUUUAUUAGUGCAGCGGGUUCUGCUUGCAAGCUCUCCUCACGAGCCAUUUUGGAUCAAGGAUCAAGAGAUAUGCUGAGAUUACAGAACGGCCCGCUUUUCUGAAAGGAUGACAUCAGCUAGGGAACGAUUUUUUCGCCAGAAAGUCCUAACCAAGUUGUUCCCUUCAGAAGUAGAGUCAGAUUCCAGUGAUGAUGAUAAUGAUGAUGACGCUGGCGUGGAAACGAAUUCACAAUUCAUCGUCAGAACAUUAGAUAAAGACUCGCAAGAAAGAUCCGCUGAAAGAGAGAAACGAAAGCUGAGUGUGGCUGAAGAUAUAAAUUUUCCUCGACCGCACAAAGUCUCCUUACGAGAUGAACAAGCCACGCCGUCUUCCCCUUCAAGACUAAUAGGUGUUGAAAAUCCCGUGCCUUUUUUGCCAAAGAGUCUCAGCGCAGUAUCCAAGAAAAGAGGGGAACCGAAGGAUGAAAAAUGCAGAGAGCAUACAGCGAGUGGCACUGGGUCAGAUCUUUCAAAAUCAUCAGAGCAGGCGUCUAAACUGUCCAAGAAUCAGAAGAGGAAACUGAAGAAAAAGCGUCACAAAGAACGAAUUCGUUCCAGUGGAGUCGAAAAAACAGCUCCAGCUCCCAAAGAAUUCACAUACGAUACCGCGUAAUCCAGGUUUACCGACAAAUGGAGUAGAUCAAACUUGCACAUGUGACUGAGUGCAGUAUACUUUCGCACGAGACCAUGUGCAGGAUACUUUCGCACGUAACUAUGCAGGUGGCGUGUACUUACUCCCACGACGAAGUGACAUGUUUUAUUUCAUGUGAUUUUUCAAAGUCGGUGUCAUUGGUUUGGAACUGAUCUUGGAUCAUACCCAUUAACGACCAACUCACGACAUCGUGUCCUUAUGGCGCCCGAACUUUCAAGCGAGUGAAUCUCGACGAAUAAGUACUCCUCAGCCACAACUACCUUUCUCUGUCCACGCACGUUUUUCGGAUAUCCACAAGUUUUUUAAAAUCCAAACUGCUCAACUGUUCGUUACCAGGGUAUGAAGGGGCACACAUGUGACCCAAAUAGGACACACAAGUGGUAAUUAUCUCACGCAUAAUUGAUGAGUCUGAGAAAUUAUCUCGAAUAGAAACUUUCUACCAUAAUCAAAAUUCUUUUUUCCUUUAAAAAUUGCAAAAAUUAGCCGCAUCAUAUAUCGUUUCGAUAUCAUUUUCUAGUAAUAAAAUGAAGUAUGUUACGGUAAUACGCUAAAAAAAGUGUUCAUUACUUCCGUUUGACUGACGAUGUAUACUAUAAUUUAAAAGGUUAAUAUAUAAACUGACGGUUUUAUCUGUAUUUAUUUAUAAAUGU
This is a messenger RNA of Pocillopora verrucosa, 1389 nucleotides long. Its product is annotated as 46 kDa FK506-binding nuclear protein. The record is from RefSeq and is a predicted model, not a curated record. Lineage: Eukaryota; Metazoa; Cnidaria; Anthozoa; Scleractinia; Pocilloporidae.